Camelus dromedarius (Arabian camel) is the source of this 7863-nucleotide messenger RNA. RefSeq names its product doublecortin domain containing 2 (gene DCDC2). The record is from RefSeq and is a predicted model, not a curated record. NCBI's taxonomy places the organism in Eukaryota, Metazoa, Chordata, Mammalia, Artiodactyla, Camelidae. Bases 219 to 1646 code for a protein of 475 amino acids. Gene Ontology annotation, biological process: neuron migration; dendrite morphogenesis; regulation of cilium assembly. The transcript is spliced from 10 exons. Gene Ontology annotation, cellular component: microtubule; microtubule organizing center; kinocilium.
GGUGAAAUACUUGAACGUGUACAGCGAGUCCUGCUGCCUACAGGGUCUCCGCAGGGUGGACGCCAGGCGCACGGCGGUUUCUUCGUUCUACCCGUGGGCUUGUCUGUUUCCAAUUCGUUUCAGGGCGCGACCCCGCGCAGCCCGUGCCGUGAGGCCGCUAGGGCACCCGAGGUGCCUCCCCGCUGAGGAGCGAGCCGGGGCGGCGUCCCGUGGGGAAGAUGAGCAGCACCAGCGCCAGGUCGAGCCACCUGUCUCAGCCGGUCGUGAAGAGCGUGCUGGUGUACCGCAACGGGGACCCCUUCUUCGCGGGGCGCCGCGUCGUCAUCCAUGAGAAGAGGGUGUCCAGCUUCGACGUCUUCCUCAAGGAGGUGACCGGCGGCGUUCAGGCGCCCUUUGGGGCCGUCAGAAACAUCUACACCCCGCGGACCGGGCACCGUAUCCGGAAGCUAGACCAGAUUCAGAGCGGGGGCAACUACGUGGCUGGGGGCCAGGAAGCCUUCAAGAAACUCAAUUACUUGGACAUAGGAGAAAUCAAGAAAAGACCAAUGGAAGUUAUGAAUACAGAGGUAAAACCAGUAAUCCACAGCAGGAUCAAUGUGUCAGCUCGCUUUAGAAAACCACUUCUGGAACCCUGCACUAUCUUCUUAAUUGCAAAUGGAGAUCUCAUAAACCCAGCUUCACGACUCCUCAUCCCUAGAAAGGCCUUGAGUCAGUGGGAUCACGUAUUACAAAUGGUCACGGAAAAAAUAACUCUGAGGAGUGGGGCUGUCCACAGACUUUAUACUUUAGAAGGAAAACUGGUUGAGAGUGGGUCCGAGCUGGAGAAUGGGCAGUUUUACGUGGCUGUCGGCAGAGAUAAGUUUAAGAAAUUGCCUUACGGUGAAUUACUUUUUGACAAGUCAACGAUGAGACGGUCUUAUGGUCAGAAAGCCUCUUCACUACCUCCUAUUGUAGGAUCCAGAAAGUCUAAAGGGAGUGGAAAUGACCGCCAAUCUAAGUCAACAGUCGGAUCCAGUGACAACUCAUCUCCUCAGCUCGCAAAGAGGAAAGGGAAAAAAGAAGACAUGACUUCGGAAAAACCCAUGAAAGGGAAGCAAAGUGUAAAGUUAAAGAAUUCGCCACAAACAGUUCCAAACAUUGAUGAAGGCGUUUUCAAAGCUGGAGAGGAGAGAUCUGAAACGCGGGGGGCAGCAGAAGUCCAAGAAGAUGAAGAUACUCAGGUUGAGAUUCCAGUGGACCAGCGGCCAGCAGAAAUAGUAGAUGAGGAGGAAGAUGGAGAGAAAGAAAACACGGAAGUGGAACAGAAGGAAGACUUUUCAGGAUUGAAUGGCGAAGUUGAGGAGGAAGGAGGUAGGGAGGCUGCCGGCGAUGCUCCAGGGCAAGUGGAGGAGACCUCGCAUCCCAGGGCGGAGCAGGCAGGUCCUGCUCGCGGGAGCGGAGGCACUGAUGAAGAAAAUGGCGAGGAACUGGACCAGGUUAAUAAUGAGCUGCAAGAGGCUGUGGACGAGGAAGGACAGUCUCAAGGAACUGGCAGUGGACCAGAAGAGGCUGACACGGACCCUCAAAGACCACCAAGGCCAGAAUUAAAAAUCACUAGUCCACAAGAAAAUGAUAACAAUGAACAAAACAAGGAUAGUCUGUCAUAGCAUAGAUGAUUUUUUAAGAAGAGUAUAUAGAUCAUAAGAAAAAUGAAGGGUUAUUAUACUUGAAUAAUAAGUAUAUAGUUAUUGCUAAACAUAAUGUGACAAUACGGUUGAGUACUACCUACUGAAGUUUAAAAUUAGAGGCCUAAUGGAAAGACUAGAUAACUUUGAAUAGCUACUGAAGGCAACUGACUUCUUUUUAUGAGAUGUGUUUUUAAAAGUCAUUUAGAAAAAUUAAACAAGAGUGGUGGAGGGGAAUUUGCCCUGGAAGACAAUUGGCCACUUGUCUUUGUAAAGAAGAGAGGAACAGGAUCAUUCCUACUGUAAACUUUCUUAUAAAUUUAGAGGUGAGAUUAUUAGAUGGCAGUUUAUGCUAAACCACAUACCUAAGAAGGCACAGAAUUUAAGAAAUGAUAAUAGGAAAGCAUGUACUAUUUUUUUAAGCAAUAAACUCCUUUUUUUUUUCCAGCAAUAAACUCUUGAAUAAACAACUUGCAGUUUAGUUUCAGAGAUAAUUUGGAGAUGGCAGUAGACUGAACUGUUUCUGUGUCUUGUUGACAUUCUUUUCUUUCCUCCUCCUGGGCCGAAAUCCACCAUAAAAAAAUGAAAAGGAUAAUGCAAGAUACUCAUUUUAGAUGGAGGAAGUGCUCACUCAGUGUAUUCCUGACUAAUAUUGUCAUGCCCCUCCCUUAGCUGCUUCAGGUUUUAAUCCUUACGGCUUUAAUGACACACACUCAGGAAGAAAUUAACAAGGAACACCUAGUUAUUAUCACUGAGCCUGGCUGGAUGUUUUGCAAAUUCUGGUAUCCUGUGGAUUUUCUCUGAUCCAGUCUACCAUUUCCAAUAAUAUUCCUUUCUUCUCCUUCACAUUAUGGAGUUAGAAGAAAACUCAAUAUUGGCUAUUCCAAAGAUUGAAUUCUCUCCAGACAGUUUUUCUUUUAACAAAAAGAACAAGACAGUGUAAUAGAAAGAAAGUAGGCUAUGUGGAGAGUUUGUCACUCUUCAAUUUCACUGGCUUUUUGCUUUAUUUCUCUUAGGACUGCCUCCUCAUAUUUUUUUCCCAUAGGAAUAUCAGCAAAUAUUUAAUUUCAUAGCUAGUUAUAUUUAGGCUUUCAAGCAGAUUCCUUUCUAUAUAAUUAGAAGCUAUAUGAGAGAAAUUGCUGAAAAAAGUUUAAAAAUUAUCGUAAUGAAACCAGCUCCUGAUUACAGAUUUCUGGGUUAAUUAAAUUAACUCAGAUUGCCUUGUUAGGUAUAUAUGGGGAAAAAACAUAAUUGUGUUAGUAUUUGUUUUUUGAAUUCUUAAGAAAUGAUGCAGUUCUUCCUUCAAUGUACAAAUAUUUUUCCCAUAUUAAAGAAUAUUUUUGUUAAUUAUGUAGAAGUUAUAAAUUUGAAAUUUUAAUUUCUAGUGCUUUCAUAGAAUUCAUUAUUAAUGAUAAGUUUAAAAGAUUCUUUUUCCCUCUCCAGGUUUCAUAACCAAUCAUUUGGAAUCAAAGUAGUUGUAUAAAGCACUUAAUAAUACUAUAGAAAACAGAUGUAUUUUUCCUAGAAGCUAUUUUAAUAUUUUCCACAAAUAGGAAGUAUAUACAGAGACUAUAAUAUGACAGUAUUGGAAAGAGAUACUGAUACAAGGGUAGAUUAAUCUGGGAGGAUGAAUUGUAAAUUGUGCUGUAUUUCUAAUAUAAACUCUAGAUUGUGCUUUCUACUAGCAGGCUUACUUUUUCAAAUAGGACAAUAUAAAGCCUUCAGACUAGAAGCAAUAAUCUUGUAAUGCUAGGGAAAUAAACUACUUGAUUUUCUUUAAGGUUUAAAUUCCCACACUAUUACUGGGCCCAGGGUUAAUAAUUUCAAAAAGCUUAUAAAAAUAAGGGAUUAAAUAUAAGAAAUUGUAACUAAUUAUCAAGCUGAUUCAUUCUCUUUUCUUUCUUUAAUGAAGAGUUUCUUCUUUAAUAAAGCUAUUCUGUCUUUCUCUUUUUUCCUGUUCUUUUCUUCAUAGUACUAAAAUUUAGGUUUUUGAGAACUGUUUAAGAGUCAUAGAGAAGCAUAAUGUUACUUUAAAUGAAAAACUAAGUUUGGUAUUUUAAGUAUACUUCAAGAAGGUGAUAGGCCACAAUACUGGUAGGAAAGAAUUAAAAAAUGGGGAUAUAAUACUUUUCUUGUAUGGGCAUAUUUUUACCACUUGUCUACAAGAUAUAAUUGUGACCUAACUUGAGGGGAUGAACAGUCACUAAUCACUUUAAAGCACUUUGCAAGCAUAUAUUCCUUAAAAAAAAAAAAAAAGGAAAGAAAGAAAUACGUCAUCUAAUUCUGAAAGAAACCAUUCACAGAGAAUUAAAAUUGUGGACAUCAUUUUGGAGAUGACUUUAACAUAAAUGAUGAACGUUAAUUCACCUCCCAAACGUGGACGGUUCCUUUGUGGGAGUGGUGGCCUCUGUGGCAGACCAGCGCCACAAAUUGAGUGAGACUCACUGACAGAUUUGGAGACCCGUUAUGCGAGGGAACAGGAGAGAUCUUGGUUAGGCUUCAGGGAUUGUUUUACAGGGAGGAUGUUAGGAAAUACUCAGGUAGCUUUCAUGUGAGAACCAAUGAUAGAAUGCUUUCAUCUGUUAGUUCUUUGGGGUAGACUGUCAUAGUUCCAAUUUUAAUGGAAUGCUUUUCUUCAGUUUAAUUGGGUUUUCCCACACUUGUAAACAACUGGCUUGUUAGUUAAAAUGUAACAUUAGGGGUUUUGCAGAGCAAAUAAAGAAGAUUUUAACUAAAAUCAUUUUCAUGCUAAGGAUGUUUUACUUGGUUUAGUUUCUAUUAAAGUAGCUUUUGAGCAUUCAUGGAUUUCCAGUUAUAAAACAUGAUACUAUGGCCAUAAGAUAACUUUUUACUCAUACCCUUCUUUUUCUCUAUGGCCAUGGGAUGACUUUUUAUUUAUGAAGAUGUUUUGAGGGAGUAUUAGAAAGCCAGACACAGGAAGAAUAUGAUACUCUCGUGCCUCCUCUUCUAUUCUGAGAAUGUUAAUUCCUGCUGCCGUCUGUAAAUACAGAGCCAUCCUAUAUCUAUGUGGCUUGUAGUCUGUAGGCUCUUGAUUGUGAAGCCAUAUUGAUUUGAAUUUAUUCGUGUUCUCUCUUCUAGCUUAUAGCUCAUAAACUGACAUCCUCAAAAAUUGCACUCAGUAACCUACCUUCUAUGCAAAGGAUAAAGUUAAUCCACCUAUUUAAAAUUGUGGCCAAUUUUAAACAGGAAGUCUUCUGUAUCUUGUUAACUGACUCUCCUAAAGAAUGAGCUCUAUACUUUUUUUUUUGGCUCAAUGAGAAGCAAAGGCAAAAUUUUAAAAAGUAGAUUAACUGCUGAGCAGAAGGCAUCACAUCUGAACUGUUUCCAAUCUGAACAGAAAGGGUCUGUCUAGAUAUAUGUAGAUGCAUGUCAAACACUCAUACAGAUGCAUUGGCACACUUUAGCAUAUAUUGAACCGGCUUCCUCAGGCACUGCAUUAUUAAUGGAAUAAGGCGUUUUUGAGAGCAGCAAUAGAUACAAACAAUUGGAAAGGAAAUGCUAAGAAGUGAUGUAGAUCAUGGUGCUUUAGAACUUAGUUCUUUAAGAUGUUAAGAGAUUUAAAAUUCUUCUCAAGAAAGCUAUCAGCAUUUUAAUGAAAAAUUUUUUCUAGGGAGGGAUGAUUGUGUAUCUAUCUAUCUAUCUAUCUAUCUAUCUAUCUAUCUAUCUAUCUAUCUAAUUUUCCUGGAGUAACUACAGAAUACAGUUCUGUUCUUUGUCAUUAGUCUUACGUACCAUUUACGUUAGGUGCAGGGUGUCUCAUACCAACACAGGCUCUGUCAAAUGGUCAUUACUGCUUGUCAAUGUGUGUGUGUGAUUUCCAUGAACAUCCAGCCAGGGCUGUUUUUGGUACCAAGUAGCCAAGUUCACUACAAAUAGAAUUAAAGUCUAACAUAUUAGUCCAUUUGUUAUCUAAUAUUCAAAUUCAGUGUAAAAGCUUUGUAGCCUUCUUGUGUAAAUGUAUUGUCCUGGAAUGGAACCAUUAUUUUUAAGGUUAGUCUGUUUUUCUAAGGUGAUGAAUACAUACAGUUCUUCAUUAUUAAAGAUCAUUUUUGUAAAUACUAUAAGAUUUUGGCUUUUUAGAAAAUGUUGUGGUAUUUAGAUGGGUCUGAUUUUUCUUACCACAUGAAAUGGUGUAUUUCCUACCACAAGGACUAAGUGACUUGGAUGGAGAACGAAUUGGGCCCCACAAUGAAAAGAUGAAAAAGAAAAAUAUUAUUUUUGAAAAGGCAUCACAUCCUGUAGGAUAUGAGGAAUUAGGAAAUAAUUAAAAAUGUCUGGAUAAUAAUAAAGCAUUUAUAAAAUCAGGAGGUAACUAAUGGAGCUCCAUUGACUUAAGCCAAUAAUGACUUAGCUUUAAUCUAUGAAUGGGACCAAAUGAGUUCUCUGGAGUUUCAUCGGCUCAAACCACAUAGUUUAAUUGAAUGUUUGAGUCAUUGUCACAGAUGUAAUGGCAUAUGGGAAGAGGGAAUGACUGUAGUCAGUUUUAGAAGUUUUGUUUUUUUCUUCGUUGUUUUUCUUAUGCCUUAAAUCCUUAAUGUGUACAAUAAUGGGUGAUUAUUGAUGUUGUAAGUAAAGAUUAAGUUGAGUUCAUCAUUUUUGUAUGAUUUAUGUUUAGAAGUCCUCUUUAUAAGGGAAAGUAUUUGUAGUUUGAUUGAAUUAUGAGCAUUUAGGUUUUUACCUCUGUAUCAGUGCUCACUUUUAGGGUUUAUUUUUUGAGCAAAUAGAUCCGUGUUUAAAGUGUGUUUGGGUGCUUUAUUGUUUGUUUAUGAUGGGUUGCUAAUAUUUCACUUAUGAAUUAUUUGUGUGAUAGUUUUCACAAGCACAAUAGAAACUUUUGAUUUAAACCAUGUGGAAAUUCAGCACAUUAAAAGAUACUUCUGUUUCUAUUUGGCAUAGAUAUUAAACUUCAUUAUGUAAAGAAAAACUAUUUUACAGCUUCAUGUACAUAUUGUUCAGGUGAUAAAAAUUUGAGGUAAAUUUUUAAAAAACUAUUUUUUUUUCUUUUAUGAAAUGGUGUUAGAGAAACACAGGUCCAGAAUUUUUGUUAUGAUAAAUAAAGAUAUCUUUAAACACAGAGUAAAUUACAUACAUUAUCCAGAUUUUGUGUAGAAAUAGGAAUAAAUUUUCAGUUUUACCAAGAGAUUGGUUAAAAUUCUGCAAUUUGUGGGAUAGUCACUGCCUUCAUUCUAUUGAAUCAGUUUUUCUUUCCUUCAUGUUAGGGAGACCAAAGCAGGUAAGCACACACAUUUUGCCUUCUUGAUACAUAAUAACAAAAUAUAUGUGAUUUGGGCACCAUACCUGAGAAUAAAUGAAUGGCCCUCUUGUGCAGUUGACCCGAGUAUCUUUGUUAUUCCUUAAGCAAUCUUGAGCCACAAAGGAGGCAUCUAGAUUGCCAAAGUCAAAUCUCUUUCAACUACAUAGUUAAUUGACAUUAGGAACUUCCCACAACCAACAAUGACUGUAAUUUCUACAAGGUGUUGUAAAAUGGCUAGCAUGCAUUGGUUAUAAAAUUCUUAUUUAUGAAAAUAAACAUAGAGCUUUUCUGCAGGUUUCUAAGUGUUUUUUUCUCCCCAGAAUGGGACCUUAAUCUAUUAAAUUAUUGUACAGGUCUCUCAUAUGCCCUCACAAACUCAGUCUUCCGUUAAAGAGACAAAUAAUGCAGGGAUGUCCUGUACUUCUCUUUCCAUUUAUUGUGGAGCUAGUGAUAAAUAAAAUGCUUUUAAAAUGCAAAAAAAAAAAAAUUAAUAAUACCCAUUAAGUUUAAAAUUAACUGAGACACUCCCCUUGUUUUCACUGUAUUUGUUGUUUUUGGAUACAGAGGAUUGUGGUGGUUCUCUCCUGACUCUGGCUGUUAAUUUUUUGGCUUAUCUUCCUUCUCCUUGAAUCCUUGUCAUGCUCUUAACAACUAUCUGUGUGUCUGUGACUCCCAAAUCUGUAUCUCCAGGCCAGGAUGGCUGGGGGCAAGCUCCUCAGACAUAAUCUGGGCACUGCUUCUUUGCUUUUGUGGUGACUAUUUUAUAUCCAGAAUAGUUGACAAUAAUGAGAUACAAUGGAAAGCAUGUCUUAUUUAAAGUCUUGAAAGGCAGGGUUCCUGUCUAAUAAAAAAAAAUUAGAAAAUAACAAGUAUGCAAAAAAUGUUUGUGACUAUAUGCAAUAUUAAAGGGCAUGUGAUACUCUA